Messenger RNA from Bufo gargarizans (Asiatic toad), 2094 nucleotides. RefSeq names its product cell division cycle 23 (gene CDC23). The transcript has 16 exons. The coding region runs from base 29 to 1777 and encodes 582 amino acids. Gene Ontology annotation, molecular function: protein binding. Gene Ontology annotation, biological process: cell division. NCBI's taxonomy places the organism in Eukaryota, Metazoa, Chordata, Amphibia, Anura, Bufonidae. The record is from RefSeq and is a predicted model, not a curated record. Gene Ontology annotation, cellular component: anaphase-promoting complex.
AGCCAGCUGUCGCUGACGCUCGGAGAGCAUGAUGGCGGCGACAAGCAGUCUGUUUUCCGACCUGCGGGAGAUAAAGAAACAGCUGCUGAGUAUAAGCUGGCUGUGCCGGGAGCGCGGGCUCAUGCACAGCGUUAAAUGGGCAUCUGAAUUGGCUUUUUCUUUGGAAUCUAUCCCUUUAAACGAGCUGCCGUCCACACCGGCACUAACAGAGGAAGAUGCACAAGAUCUGGAUGCAUACACACUGGCAAAGUCUUACUUUGACUUAAAAGAAUAUGACAGAGCUGCAUAUUUCCUUCGAGGGUGUAAGAGUCAGAAAGCCUACUUUUUGUAUAUGUACUCCAGGUAUUUGUCUGGAGAAAAGAGGAAAGAUGAUGAGACUGUAGAUAGCUUGGGUCCACUUGAGAAAGGACAGGUAAAGAAUGAGGCCUUGCGUGAGUUGCGAGUGGAACUCAGUAAGAAGCAUAAGGCCAGAGAGUUGGAUGGAUUUGGUCUUUACCUAUAUGGGGUAGUUUUACGAAAAUUGGACCUGGUGAAGGAGGCUUUGGAUGUUUUUGUGGAGGCAACACACAUCUUGCCCUUACAUUGGGGAACAUGGUUGGAACUAUGUAACUUAAUUACAGACAAGGAAAUGCUAAAGUUCUUAUCCCUGCCAGACUGCUGGAUAAAGGAGUUUUUCCUGGCGCAUAUAUACACAGAGCAGCAAUUGAUCGAGGAAGCUUUACAAAAAUAUCAGAGUCUCAUUGAUGCCGGAUUCUCCAAAAGUACCUACAUUAUUUCUCAGAUAGCAGUUGCUUACCAUAAUAUUAGAGAUAUCGAUAAAGCCCUUUCUAUUUUCAAUGAGUUACGAAAACAAGACCCUUACAGAAUAGAAAACAUGGACACUUUUUCUAACCUGCUGUAUGUCAGAGGUCUUAAACCAGAGUUGAGUUACUUGGCACAUAACCUGUGUGAUAUAGACAAGUAUCGUGUAGAAACCUGCUGUGUGAUUGGGAAUUAUUACAGCUUACGCUCUCAGCAUGAGAAGGCAGCGCUGUAUUUUCAAAGAGCCUUGAAACUAAACCCCAGAUAUCUUGGUGCAUGGACCCUAAUGGGUCAUGAGUAUAUGGAAAUGAAGAACACCUCUGCAGCCAUACAGGCUUACAGGCAUGCGAUUGAGGUCAAUAAGAGAGAUUAUCGAGCAUGGUAUGGGUUGGGACAGACCUACGAGAUCCUAAAGAUGCCAUUUUACUGCCUGUAUUAUUAUAGGCGUGCCCACCAGCUACGACCGAACGACUCUCGGAUGCUUGUUGCCUUAGGUGAAUGUUAUGAAAAGCUCAACCAACUUGUGGAAGCCAAAAAGUGCUACUGGAGAGCUUACGCUGUUGGUGAUGUGGAAAAAAUGGCUUUAGUUAAACUGGCAAAACUCCAUGAACAACUGAAUGAGUCUGAGCAGGCUGCACAGUGCUACAUUAAAUAUAUACAGGAUAUAUACUCUUGUGGGGAGAUAGUGGAACAUCAAGAAGUGAGCACUGCAUUCAGAUACCUGGCUCAGUAUUACUUCAAGUGUAAACUUUGGGAUGAGGCCUCAGCGUGUGCCCAGAAGUGUUUUAAUUUCAACGACACAAGAGAAGAAGGCAAAGCACUUUUGCGCCAGAUUCUGCAGCUUCGUAAUCAGAAUGAAAGCCCCUCUGCUGACCUUCCAACCAGUGCUCCAUUUUUAUUCCCACAAUCUGUGUCUGCCAGCAACACACCAACAAGAAGAGUAUCUCCUCUGAACCUUUCCUCAGUGACGCCAUAGUAGCAUCCUCCAGGAGGAUCCUUGGUGCUAUGCCUGCAGUAAAAACAGUGCAAUAACUAUGGAGUAAUGUUGCUUCUAUUGAAGUGCACACAGUUUCCACUCGGAGCUCGUCUGUUGAGAAAAGAAAUCAUGCUGCCAAACAGAUAUUGGACUGGUCAGGUUUGUGCUGGCACAGACAGAGCUUUAGAGAGUCAUGUGAGAGGCAGAUUUCUUACUUUAAGAUUGUCUGCAUUACUCAUUUAUUGUCAAUAAACUUUUUAUACUGUGUCAUGGUAGGAUUUAAAUAUGAUCUAUAAACAAGAGAGAUCUUUCCUUUU